Aspergillus nomiae NRRL 13137 is the source of this 3192-nucleotide messenger RNA. RefSeq lists its product as uncharacterized. The transcript is spliced from 9 exons. NCBI's taxonomy places the organism in Eukaryota, Fungi, Ascomycota, Eurotiomycetes, Eurotiales, Aspergillaceae. The record is from RefSeq and is a predicted model, not a curated record. The coding region runs from base 1 to 3192 and encodes 1063 amino acids.
AUGCAAGAUAGUGCCGACCUUGUUGGGCGCGAGGUGGAGCGCCUCAUUACAGCUCCAUAUGCUCCCUCCCUCCAGGACCUCUAUGAAUUGGUUCAACAUACACCUACUGUGUCACUCCGCUCUUGGGCUUUCCAUAAGCCGUGCCAGGUUGGGGCUCUGGUUGAUGCUCUGGUAGACGGCCUGUCUCGCUCCAGCUUCGCUUUACAUUUGAUUAGCUCAUUCACAUCACUAGCUGCUUUUCGCGAUAGCUUACUGGAGCGUUAUCCAUGUAUCCUGGACCAAUUUCUCAAGAAAGUUAUUGAAGAUGAUGGCACCGAGUAUAUCCCCGUAUGCACCGCAAUCCUGUCGUCUCCUCUUCCGGCUGAUUUUAUCCCACCCGCACGACUUGCGCCCUUCCUCAGGCAAUUGAUUAUCACAACGGGAGACAACCCAUGCGCGGAAAAGAUCCUUCCCAUUUACAAGAUCAUGACCGGUUUGCAGACCUCACCGAGAGUUCUCCAUAGCAUCCCCUCGGAGAUCAUGUGUAGCCUCCAAAUAGAGCUCACCAAAACGCUGCGCAAUCUGGAUGAUCAUAUGGGCAACCUCCUUUGUCUCGCUACCUUUGCUCGUGUCGCAUCUUCUCAGAAGUUAUCUAGAGGUGAUGAGAGCGCACAGCAAGUUCCUGGCUGGUUACAAAACAUUAACCAUUUCUUUGGCGCAAAACGUGGCCUGAAAACGUUAGAUCUCGUUGUUCUGCGCGUAAUCCUUGCUUGCUCAACGAGCUGUCAAAGUCUAAUGGCCGAUCAGGCCGCGGAAAGUAUUAGACUAGGAAUUGAUAUAUGUGCGACUGUGGAGGGAAGUCAGCGAGAGACUUGGAUACAGACUAACUCGUCCAAGAUUGCUAAGCUUUGUGAGAAAGUCACGAGGGAUAAUACUGAACCUGAAGUGCAAAUGCUGGGUAUAACAUUCUUAAUUUCUCUCCUCCCAACGGCCGCCUUACCAUCUGGAUUGCCUGAAGUCGCUUUGCACUGGCUCUUGUCGGAGAACAGCACACGUAUACUGGCAGCACUGCCGCAAGAAUACAUUUCACGUCUAGCAGAGGCGAAUGUGCUCUGUCCGGGGCAGACUGCGAUAUGUAGGAUCAUGGAUUAUGUGAUUGCCGCAUUAAGCCCGAGGUGCUCCACGAAUGCUGCCAAUGUGGAUACUAUCCAAGUGGCACAAUCGCUUGUAAUCGGGUUACAAAAUGCGGUCUCACACGGCUUCAGUUCUACAGCAGCGGAAGCUACUUUAACACGGCUUAAGGGAUCCAUCGAUGAACUAAUCGAAGACUUUCCAAGACGCCCUUGCUUACCAUCGUGCCAGAACUCCGCCAUAUGCUACACAUUCAUUUCAGAGACAGAGAACGAAUUGCUCUACGAGCUAUUCUCAUUAUAUUUUCAGGCUUCGCUUUCACGAAGCCCAGAUCAAAAAGCUUCCCACAUGGCGCACAUCGAUUCUUUUCGAGCAUUUAUGCUCAAAGCCAGAAAACCCACCUGCCACAAUACCUGUUCGUUUUCCGAAAUUAAACCUCUUGAACUUAGGGGAACACUCUCAUCUUUGACGAUCCGCGAUGGACGUCCUAUUUCAAGAAAUGAUUGGAGAGCUGGGUUAUCAGAGACUCUCAUGUUAAACGCACGCACAUCCCAUGACAGCAUGAUACAAAAAGUUGAGGAAAUAUGCCAUGACCUUGAACGCCGUUGUGGCAGUAUCGAGGCUCCUUUAAGGGCCGUCGAAGAAGAGCGACACAAGAUCUCGCUCGAAGCACAGGAACUAAAACGACACAAUGACGAGAUGGAAUUGCAGUUGCAGCAAGCGUCCAAGACAAUUAAUGAGCUUCAGGAGAACCUGUCUUGUCUCACAACUCAUGCUGAAACUGCAUCUGCUCGUAUUGAUGAGUUGACAGUAAGCCUUGAUGCGGCACGAGGAGAGCUAGAGGAUCAGCGGCGCGACUCCCGAGAGACUGCCAACCAGGACCGAGAAAAUGCAAGAACAAGAGAGCUGGACUUGAUUGCCUCUGUGGCAGAGAAAGAGGAGCAGCUGGAACAGUUACAGGAAGACGUCCAUCAACAGAGGGAAGAGAGCGGUCAGUUACAGCAGAUGCUGGACGCUAGGUCAAAAGAGAGAGACGCCGUUAUUGAACAAAAUGCGAUUUUGGAGCAAGACGUAGCGAAGCUUCGUGAAUGCGUAGAGGAAAAUCGGCUACUGUUAACGGGAAAGGUUGAGGAAGUCGCUCGACUGCAGGCUGCCAAGGAAGAUAUAGAGACCAUGAUGGGAACCUUACAAAGCAAGUUAAACGAAGAGGUUUCGGAAUCCGACAAUAUCAAAUCCGCCCUUUGUGAAGCUGAACUGAGUUUCAAGACAGAGUUGGCUACUGUCAGGGAGCAGUUCGAGGCGCAAUUGUCCGCCAGUGCUGCAGAGGACACGAAACAAAAAGAAGAGAUCGCAUCGUUACAGGCUACCAUACAGACUGCUGCCUCUGCUGCCACUAAGGAGCUGCAAACAAAAGAGAAGAGAAUACAGUACUUGGAAAAGAAGGUGCAACAUCUACGAGAUGAGCGAGCAGCCAAAGCACGUGAAUUUUCAGAGGCCCAGCAACAUAUCACUCGACUGAUGGCAGUGAUGGGCUGGAAACCCGACACUGGAGAUACAGCAAGCUCAGACAAACAAUCGCGGUCCAGAACCACCCUGGGACCGUCACAAACGGCAGUGACACAACAACAAACGCGCCCCGAGGCUGAAUACUCACAGCCACAAGCUGAUAACAUUCUUGUCCAGUCUUUUGAGACCGAUACGUCCCAUUUUGGCGGGCGUAGUCCGAAGAGAUCUAGAAUUACCGCUUUCCCUAUGGCCGAGUUACCUGCAGAGUCUCAAGACAAUACAGAAAAGAAGUCGAGACAUUCAGUUUACCGGAGUGGUGGUACUAGGCAAUCGCGUGACCGAGUUGUGCUAGGAGACACAAAUCAGAAUAGCCAACCCAGCUCUCAAGAAAGCAACAACUCCAACUCAAACCGACGAAGAUCUUUCAAAGGCACUCAAUCAUACGGUGACACUAACGAGAACCAUCUCCAGGAUGUAAACCUGGAUAUGGAUCUGGAAUUUUCGAAGGAUUUCCUUUUCACCAGUACUUCUCUUUCUCAGGCCACUGAUGAGCAUAACCCUCGGCCCAAGACCUGA